This is a messenger RNA of Brienomyrus brachyistius, 4659 nucleotides long. RefSeq names its product chitin synthase 1 (gene chs1). The record is from RefSeq and is a predicted model, not a curated record. Gene Ontology annotation, cellular component: cell periphery; cell septum. Gene Ontology annotation, molecular function: chitin synthase activity. NCBI's taxonomy places the organism in Eukaryota, Metazoa, Chordata, Actinopteri, Osteoglossiformes, Mormyridae. The transcript is spliced from 19 exons. Bases 91 to 4338 code for a protein of 1415 amino acids.
UAAAGCUACUUGCUUCAUCACCUUAUCUGACUGCAUCGGCCCUACGGACAGCAGGAUCGCCAUAUGGAGGAAGAGCUUUGAGGCCCAGACAUGGAGGAACUGAAGCAUCGGCACAAGAAACGAGAGCAGAGGCACAGGGACACAUGGGAUCCCUUCCAGCUGAACCCUGUCGGCUCAGAGAAGGAGAAGGAGAAGCGAUGCUUCUCCCUGAUCCAGUACCUGGUGGCCAUCAUCGUGGGCUUGCUGGUGCUGGUCAGCGCCAUCUUGAGCAAGGGUUCCCUGCUGGUCCUUUGCAUGCUGGCGAGUCCUAAAUCCUUGGUAAAGAACCAUGACCAGCAGUUCUACCUGCUCAUGCUGGUGUUCUCCUUGGUAGUGCCAAAUGUGCUGAUGUUUCUUAAGUCGUUGUGGAAGUGCACCUUCAAGAGCUUUGUAAACCCAAACAAGAAGACCAUGGGAAUUAUCUGCCUGGUUGAGUGUCUGGUUUCCCUGGGAACAUCGGUCCUCGUGAUUAUCGUGAUGCCACAGUUUGACGCCCUCACCAACCUUUUCAUCACCGGGGGUGUGUGCAUCUUUUCUAGUGCUUUGCAGAUAAUUUUCCGCUUGCAAAAAGAAAGCUGGAAGAUCCUCUUCCCCAUCUGCUCUCUCAUCCUUGUGCUGACCGGCUACGGACUCCUGGUGACUGACUACCAUGUGCGUGUGACCUCCUUCAUUGAGCCGACAGAUAACUAUGCGUACGUCGCCAUUGCGAUUGUUGCCUCGCUAUUUGUCUCCCUCAACUGGUGGGAGAACCCCUUCCAGGCCAGCAAUAACAUCCAGGAGAUGCUCACGGAGUUGGAGGGCUUCCGUGACUUUGUCUUUGUGAUCACCAGCAUCUUGAGGGUGGUGGUGAUCGGCAUCGUCUACUCCAUUUAUUUUCAAUUUUUUCAGAAGCCCCAUAUUGACUGGCUAUACUUCUCUAACAUCACCCAGGAGACGCUCAACCUGGGAAUUGGGAUUUUUUGCCUACAGGCAUUCAUGUCGGCAGCAUGUCACUGGUUUGGGGUGGUGGCCUGUAAGAUCCAUGCCGUCCGCAUGAGCUUCGCUCUUCCCGCGUGCUUCACGGGACCCACAGUCCUCAUUGUCGGCUUAGCCCUGUUCAUCACAGAGGCUAAAAACAUGGAUGCAAUGGCCAUGGGCAACUUCACCACAUUCUGCUUGACUCUGCGCAGAACCCAAAUGAGGAACGCCACAGGUAUUGUGCUGGCUGAGAUCUCCAACAGUAUCUGCAGAACCACCCUGAACAGCCACUACCGCUCAUGGCCGUUCGCCAUGCUGGUCACUGAGGGCAUCUGCAUGUGGUUGGGUCUCCUCACUGCCACGCACUAUGUGUGGAAGACCAAGGUGCAGAGGAUAGAAAGGACCUCCCAGCUAUUUGUGCGGCGACUUUAUGAAUCUGCCUUUAUCGACCAGUCGAUGCUGCUCAAUACCAGGAUGAAGGUCGUCAGGGCGAGGAACCAAGAGAGUCAUGAUGAACUCGAGAGCUGUGUGAUCUACCUUUGUGCCACCAUGUGGCAUGAAACAUACGACGAGAUGCUCAAAAUCCUCACGUCCAUGUUUAGGCUGGACCGCUACAGGGGCGACCCGAAGGAGCAGCACAAAGAUGAGUUUGACUUCGAAUGCCACAUAUUUGUAGAUGAUGCGUUUCGACAAGACAAAGACACUGGAAAGAAAUUUGUCAAUGAGUAUGUGAAUGACCUCGUUCAGGUGGUCAUAGAGGUGUACAGGGUUUUCACAAACAAAGAGCCGGACGACGUGUCCAUAAUUGAGACACCUUAUGGAGGGCGGCUGAUGUUUGUCAUGCCUGAUGGAAACAUGCUAUACAUACAUCUGAAGGACAAGCAGCUAAUUCGUCACAAAAAGAGAUGGUCGCAGAUCAUGUACAUGUACUAUUUACUGGGAUGGAAGGGCUACGUGGCCAAAAAUCCUCAGAAAAUAACGAGGCAGAAUAAUCCGUGCCGAGCUUCUCUUGUUUCAAUGGACGGUGAAAGUUUAUUCUUGCCGACUUACGACAACGACAGUAAGAGAAAGUACAUCUCUGACGAAAACACGUACAUCCUGGCAUUGGAUGGGGAUACCGACUUCCACCCCUCCGCUGUUAUCCUGCUGGUGGACCGGCUCAGGAUGUAUGAGAAUGUCGGCGCGGCCUGUGGAAGGAUCCAUCCCACAGGAAUGGGGCCCAUGGUCUGGUACCAGAAGUUUGAAUAUGCUGUGGGCCACUGGCUUCAAAAAACUGCAGAACAUGUAUUUGGGUCGGUCCUGUGCAGCCCUGGAUGUUUCAGCCUGUUCAGGGGCUCGGCAUUGAUGGACGAUAAUGUCCUGAAGAGAUACACCACAAAGUCCAACAAGGCGGCUGAGUACGUCCAAUAUGAUCAAGGAGAGGACCGCUGGCUGUGCACACUGCUGCUCCAGCAAGGCUGGAGGGUGGAGUACAAUGCCGCCUCAGAUGCCUACACCAACGCCCCACAGGAGUUUAAGGAGUUCUACAACCAAAGGCGGCGCUGGGGACCCUCCACCCUGGCUAAUACGCUAGAUCUCUUGCACAGUGGCAAGGAGACAGCCAAACGGAACUCAUCCAUCUCCAUGCUGUACAUCAUCUACCAGAUCUUUACUGUGGGAUCCUCCAUUCUGGGGCCUGCCUCCGUCACCUUGAUGAUUGCUGGGGCCUUUCAGUUUGUCUUUAGGAUGGAUGGCAGCCUGGCCAUCAUUGUGGCAGUCAUCCCUCCCGUCGUUUACAUGCUCAUCUGCUUUGUAUGCAACACAAACCUCCAGAUCUCCAUUGCAGCCAUCCUCAGUGUGCUCUAUGCCUUCCUGAUGACUGCCUCUUUCUUCUCCAUCAUAGGUGACAUGAUCAUACAGGAGACUUUCAUCACACCCACUGGAAUCUUCUUGGUGUCCAUGAGUAUCCUGUACCUGGUGACCGCCAUACUGCACCCUCAGGAGUUCAGCAUGAUCAUCUACGGCCUAAUGUACUUCAUUUGCAUCCCUAGCGGGUACCUCCUUCUCACCAUCUACUCCCUGGUCAACAUGCACAAUGUGUCUUGGGGGACACGUGAGUCGAACCGGGAGAAGGAAGUGGGAAAAGCUGUGGGUGUCCUGUGCGACCGCAACUGCAAGCUCUGCUGCUGGGAUCUCAAGAUCCAGGUCACGCAGGAGACAGAGAACCUGAUCCUGCAGCAGAUCCAGAAUGCCGUCGGACCUAAUGCACAAGGGCAGUCCACGAAUGCCCAGGAACACAAGGAGAAACCGCAUGGACAGCUGCAACAAGCUAUGGAAAGUCACCAGCUAAUCACACCAGCUAGACACAGCCUCAAACGGAAGGGUACAGUCCUGCAGAAGGAACAACGGGAAGAUGAUGAUGCCUCCGACAUGAGUGAGAGUGAUGACAGCGUCAACAAAAAAAUGGACAGAAAUGAGUAUGAAAAAUCUUUUGAUGAUGAUAAUUAUGAUGAUGAUGUUGAUGAAGAGGAAUUGAAGGUUGUUCCUGAGAGUGAAUGGGUCAAUCCUGUCAAGACGGAAUUCCUGAAGAAGCUGACAUAUGCCAACAUGAAGAGGAACCUACAGGAGCAGAUCCGCUACACCCUGCGGAACAAGGACCAGGAUGACGUGUGUGAGGAGCUUGUGCUGAUGCUGACAGACGUGGUAAAUGGGGAGCUGAGAGACAAGAUCGAUCCCGAGGACGUUCUGUGUGACAGCCAGCUGGAGGAGCUGCAGUAUGCCCUCAACGAGGCAGCCAGGAGGAUCCUGAAAACCAACCGGGCCGAGAGGCUGGAGAGAAGGGUCAAGCGGGCUAUCGAGAAGACCCUGAUUGCCCCCCAGGUGGACAAGCUCAAUGAGGAUGAAACUGACUUUUGGGGCAAACUCAUAGACCGAUACCUGAAACCUAUAGUUGACACCAAAACACAUACAGAAGAGGUGACCCGGGAACUGAAAUCCCUACGAAACAAGGCCGUGUUCCUUUACUUCAUCCUGAACGUCCUUUGGGUCGUCGCCACCUUCUUCCUGCAAACCAUUGGCGACACCAUCAGCAUCCAUAUCCCCAAGUACUACCCAAACGGCACCAUGUCUGGCGAGAACAUGAAGGUGGAACCGCUAAGCCUCAUGUUCCUGCUCAGCUUCGCCAUCCUGCUGCUGGUGCAAUUCCUGGCCAUGCUCUAUCACAGGAUCUAUACUCUCAUCCAUGUGUUGUCCUACAUCAGCACAGAAAAAGACUACAAGCCAGCCAAUGAUGAGGAUGAAGAUUGUGUCACCUAUGAAAACCCCACCACCAACGGCCUGGUCAUCACCAGCGAUGACUUAUGAGGCUCCUGAUGACGUUACUAAAAAUAUUUAUCAUAGUUUCUUUUUCUGCUAUUUUGAAGAAGACAAAACAAAAAAACAAAAGCAAAAAUUCGAGUAAGCAGUUAUGCUGACGCGUGGUUUUAAACUGUGGAAUACCCAAUAGCAUGUAUUAGUCAACCAAUUAGGGACUUACUUCAAAAAUGUAUGUAAUGUAUGAGCAUAAGCAUUUUGCAUAAAAUAUUUAGACAUAACCAACCAUAUGUGACACUAUCGGAUAAGCACAUGGAAGAUGGGUGUGUGAAAAUGUGUUUACUUUCAAUAAAUAUUUGUAUUUCAUGUUAA